AUGCGUUCACUGCUAAUACUGCUUGCACUCCUUCUCCUCACGGCUGUGGAUGCUACCAGCGUCUCGACCACAGCGCCCAUUGCAUCGGCUUGCCAAGUGUGCGCCUCCACGGGUCGGUGCCUCAACGCGGGUCCCAACGGCGAUGCCGGCAAGUACUGCGGCGUCCUCCUCGACAAGGCGGCGCUGACAUCCCAAGCUUGCUGCUGCUCGGUCGCGCAGAUUUGCCCGACGCCGAGCCAAGGCGCCGUGUGUGACUGCGCCGGCGUCAAGACGGCGCCCCCGGAGAAGGCCUCGUACGACUACACAUGGGUCAUUGUCGUCGCGUCGACGGUUGGUCCAUUCUUCCUCUUUGCUCUUUGCGCUGUCUGCUUGGGCUGGAUCGACUCGUGCAGCCAGUGUUGCGCGGAGCGUCGGCAGCGCAAGGUCGCCAAGCAACGCGAGCGAGCGAAGCGGCAGCGCGAACGCGACGAACAAGAGCGGGCCGAGGCCGCGAUGCCACAAGCCGUGAUUGUCUCUGAGAUCCCCGCGCCCACUGCCUUGUACGUUGCCCAAGCGACGCCUGUGUAUGCUGGCGCCUCAAAGUAAGAACGGGCGAUUUGACUUCUGUAUUUAAGGGCAACGUGGUUUUGACACAAAUCGCAGACUGUAUUUUGGACUCUGG
This is a messenger RNA of Saprolegnia parasitica CBS 223.65, 661 nucleotides long. RefSeq lists its product as hypothetical. Bases 1 to 585 code for a protein of 194 amino acids. The transcript has a single exon. The record is from RefSeq and is a predicted model, not a curated record. Lineage: Eukaryota; Oomycota; Saprolegniomycetes; Saprolegniales; Saprolegniaceae.